CAGCGCCUCGUUGCAUUCGUGCCUGUUCACGUUAUUUUUUAACGGAAUUUAUCGCUUGCACGAAGAAAGUAAAGUACCGGUUGUGAGUGUGUAUGUACGACUAGCGUACAGCGUUGACAUUUUCCUAUGAAUACGUAUCUCCAUUGAAUCGGUUACGUAAAAAUCUUUAUCCAAUUAUAAAGCUUGGAAGAUAGUGAUUUGAGUGGUGUCGAUAAAUUUAUAUGGGUUGCCGAGUGUCCAUUUCCAAGUAAUAUUGGCGCGUGUAUUUACGAUCGCAGAAUCGAGCGGCGCAUUACAUGGCGUCUUGUACGAUUCAUGUACGCUAGGUCUUAAGUUACAAUAUAUCAUCGAGUCGUUGAAUGUGUUGUCUGCCAGUAUUCUAUGAUCGGGCAUGUAAUGUUGUUAGUGGCUGAGGUAAACGAGAGACAGAAAUAGACAGAAGAGAACGAUCGAAUAUAUCUGUAGGUAAAAGCAAAAGCAAGGCACAGAUACAUUACGGUCUUCUACAACUGGACGACAGGGACUUAUUGUAUUUACGUGGGGGCUAGUACAACUAAGAAAAAGGGCGUGGAAAGAUUAAACGAGUUAAUAGGCAGGACGUAAACGUACGCUAACGUUAUGGGUAAGACGCCAAAGAAGGCGGCCCCUGGGGGCGAUGAGAGGAAUUUGUACAAACGGAGACUCAAGGCAACGACCGCGCCGCCGAAUCCUUCUGAAACUAGCUUGCACAAGAAACAGCGCAAACCCAAGAUUUCGAACAGAUCGACAUUGAGUACCCUACAAAACAGAGUACCACGUGGUCCAAGGAAAAAUUUUAACGUUAAACUCCGCGUGGCAACAAAAUUUGAGCUGAAUCGCCCUAUGAAACAGAUAGGUAAAACACCUGAAAGUUCCAAAGAAAAGAAAUCAACUAUUCCAGAUAAAAGUGAGGAAUCAAUUUCUGCAAACAUGCAACCUGAAUUAGAAGUUGAAACAAAUCCCAAUACAACUGAGCAAGUAGAAUAUACCAAAAAGGACAUUUCCGAAGAUACACAGAAGUCUGAUAAGGAGCAUGUUGAUCAUACUUCUUCUGAACCUGUUUUACCUUCCAAAGCACAAGAAAAUUCAGCAGACAAGGAAAUAGUGAUUGAAGAAGAGCAAAUCGAAUGUCAAGAGAAAGCAAGUCACUCUGAUACAAACAGGGAGGUAGAAGAGCAUGAAGAGAAUGAACUAGAUUUGCGUUUUGAAACGGAAGAUAGUCCUGUAAAAAUACACGAGGAAAAGGCAGAUGAUGCAGAUUCAAAAGAAGAUAAUAGUGAAAAAUACCCUUCCAAAGUAAUAACGACAAAGAAUGACGUAAACGAGAAGGAAGAUUUUCAAUGCGAAUCUCAAACCGAUACGGAGAGUAAUUCGGCCGAUAUUCUAGAAUGUACAACAUCCGAAGUGUCCGAAAUGUCAGAAAUUGCGUCGCAGAAUGACGUUCAGAACGAAAAGGAGAAAGAGAAAGAGAAGGAAACGGAAAAGGAGAAGGAAAAAGAAAACGAAAAGUCCGAAGAGAGCAUUAGCAAAGAUUCGUUCGUUUCGUACAAUCCUUCGAUAAUGCUGAAGGAUGUACAAAUCAAGUUGAAUGAUUGUUUGAAAGAAAACUCAAAGUUAUUCAACACAAGUAACGCUAGUCAAAGUACGUCGAGCCAAUCAAUAAAAGACAUGUCUUUCGGGAAAUCUCUGAGGAACAUUUCAGGCCGACGUUGUCUCAGCAGAAUGCGUCAUGUUACUUUACGCGAACGCAGGUAUUCGCCAAGCGAUUCGAUGUUAGUCAACGUGUCGAGCGUUUCUUUCUCAUCGGAUGAUACGCCGGACUUCAAGAUCCUACGUUACAGCACAGACUUGUCCGACACAGUUUCUACCACGAAUGGUAGCCCGAGCGAGAGAAAACGAAAACACGAAAUCGAAGACUGGAAUUCUGCUAAGAAGCAGAAAGGAGAAUCCGACAACAGCUUACUGAACAGUUCCGUCAGCUUAUUGAAAGGGUUACGCAAACCUAUACAAGUCUCUACUCCGGUGUCCGAAUUGAAAUUUCAGACUGGCAAAUUGGAACUGGGUGAAAACAAUAAACCGGCAAACGAAAAUAGCAAAAAAUGGUGUGUUAUCAUGUAAAUUACCAUCGAAUCUUGAUCGAUGCAGAAGAGUUUUAUACAUUUUUGCACACAAAGAGUACGAUUUGUAC
Eufriesea mexicana is the source of this 2206-nucleotide messenger RNA. RefSeq names its product myb-like protein X. The coding region runs from base 619 to 2136 and encodes 505 amino acids. NCBI's taxonomy places the organism in Eukaryota, Metazoa, Arthropoda, Insecta, Hymenoptera, Apidae. The record is from RefSeq and is a predicted model, not a curated record. The transcript is spliced from 3 exons.